AUGUUUUUCGGGUUCAACACCUGCCCUGGUGCUGUAGGACCAGACUGCGUCAAUGGGCCGUUGAAGAACAACAAAAUAUGCGAUAUCACCGCUAAACCAGCGGAACGCGCCGCGGCCCUUGUUGCUGCAAUGACCCAAGAGGAAAAGCUUGCAAACCUGGUCAGCAAAGCCCCAGGGGUACAACGUCUUGGACUUCCAGCCUACAACUGGUGGGGCGAGGCUCUUCAUGGAGUAGCAGGUGCACCUGGUAUCUCCUUUUCGGGAGACUUCAAAACUGCGACCUCGUUUCCGAUGCCGCUUCUGAUGUCGGCUGCAUUCGAUGACGACCUCAUAUUCAAGGUCGGAACGGCCAUCGGCACCGAGGCAAGAGCAUUCAGCAAUGGAGGAAAGGCCCCCUUCGAUUACUGGACGCCCAACAUCAACCCUUUCAAGGACCCACGCUGGGGUCGCGGUUCGGAAACGCCUGGUGAAGAUACGGCCCGCCUUAACGGCUAUGUGAAGAGCAUCCUUGCUGGACUUGAAGGUGACAAUCCCAAGGAACGCCGCAUCAUUGCCACAUGCAAACACUACGUCGCCAAUGACCUCGAGAAUUGGAAGGGAACAACAAGGCACGAUUUCGACGCGAAGAUUUCACAACAAGAUCUAGCAGAAUAUUACAUGCAACCAUUCCAAACCUGCGCCAGGGACAUGAAAGUAGGAUCUUUCAUGUGCUCAUACAACGCCGUAAAUGGCGUGCCAGCCUGUGCAAACCCUUGGUUGCUCGAAACGGUCCUUCGCGGCCAUUGGAAAUGGACAGAUGAUAACAACUAUAUCACGAGCGAUUGCGAGGCGGUACUGGAUAUCUCGGCAAACCAUAAAUACGCUCCCACCAAUGCAGCAGGAACGGCCCUUGCUUUCAACUCCGGCAUGGAUACGAGUUGUGAAUACUCAGGCUCGUCUGAUAUCCCAGGCGCGUGGAAGAGCGGGGCGCUGAAUAAGACAACGGUCGAUAGGGCUCUUAACCGCCUUUACCAUGGAUUGGUCCGUUCCGGCUAUUUUGAUGGCUCGUCAGCCGUUUAUGCCAAACUUGGCGCUGGAGACGUUAACACGCAAAACGCGCAGCAACUCGCAAGACAAGCGGCAACAAACGGCAUUGUUAUGCUGAAAAAUGACCGGACACUGCCUCUGUCUCUCGCAAAGGGAAGCAAAGUAGCAAUGAUCGGGUUCUGGGCCAAUGACACAUCCAAGCUUCGGGGUGGUUACAGUGGGCCGCCGCCGUUUCUGCACACUCCUGUCUGGGCUGCCCAGCAGCAAGGGCUUUCGGUCAAGACCGCAACAGGACCUAUCCUACAAAACAACAAUGCCGCCGACAAUUGGACCACAAAUGCUUUGGCUGCCGCUAAAGCAUCGGAUUACAUAUUAUACUUCGGUGGCCAAGAUACUUCAGCAGCUGCUGAAGGAUCGGAUAGAUUAAGUCUGGCAUGGCCAGAGGCCCAGAUAACGCUCAUCAAUAAGCUGAGUGGUUUGGGCAAGCCACUGGUGAUCAUCCAGAUGGGCGAUAUGCUGGACGACACGCCUCUUAUCAAUAACAAAGGCGUGAAUUCGAUGCUGUGGGCUAGCUGGUCGGGCCAGGAUGGAGGACCUGCCGUCAUGGACAUUAUCUCGGGCGCAAAGGCGGUCGCCGGCCGUCUUCCAGUAACCCAGUAUCCAGCGAAUUAUACCCAGCUUCCAAUGACCGAUAUGAACCUCCGGCCUUCUGGUUCGAAUCCAGGACGAACAUACAGGUGGUACUCGACCCCAGUACGGCCUUUCGGCUUUGGUCUCCACUACACUACCUUCAAAGCUUCCUUCGGCGCUUUUGGGCCUAGCUUCUCUAUCCAGGAAUUACUCAAGGGUUGCCGCAACGAAUUCCCGGAUACGUGCGCAUUCCCAGCUCUGCCUAUUGAAGUCAGCAAUACGGGAAAUCGCACGUCUGAUUUUGUGGCUCUCGCCUUCGUCAGAAGCCAGACUGGGCCCAAACCUUAUCCCAUCAAGACGCUUGCGACAUAUAGCCGCCUUCGUGGCAUUGCUCCUGGUCAGACUGCAAAGGUGCAACUUAAGUGGACACUUGCAAACCUGGCACGCCACGAUGAAAAUGGAAAUACGGUGCUAUAUCCAGGAACAUAUGAUCUAUUGCUCGAUGAACCAACGCAGGCAACGCUGAGCUUUUCUUUGACGGGCGAGCAGGCAGUUUUAGAUAAAUGGCCGGCGCCCAAGCGUUAGCUGAACUCGGAGACCCCCCUUCGGACAAGCUAGCAUGGAAAUUCCGUGGUUGCAGGUGCGGUAGCUAAGGGAGAUUGUCCGGAGGGAAACUCUACGCUGGUAAACUGCGGGCUAAGCGGGCGGAAUGUAUGUCAGUCAUUUCUCCAAACCUCGUUGCCUCUAACGUCCGUGAGGGCGGUCCAAUUGCC
Molecule: messenger RNA, 2429 nt
Organism: Westerdykella ornata
Lineage: Eukaryota; Fungi; Ascomycota; Dothideomycetes; Pleosporales; Sporormiaceae
Product: glycoside hydrolase
Exons: 3
Coding region: 1-2241 (746 amino acids)
Biological process (GO): arabinan catabolic process; xylan catabolic process
Cellular component (GO): plant-type cell wall
Molecular function (GO): xylan 1,4-beta-xylosidase activity; alpha-L-arabinofuranosidase activity
Source: RefSeq, a predicted model, not a curated record